GGAGUCAUAAAAGAUAAAGCGCUUGCACUAUAAACCCCACACAGACAGACAGUGACUCAAGAUUUGUGUUGGUGUUUGAGAGAUAAAAAGCGAUAUUUUACAUUCGGACUAACUGUAAUCAUGUCGUACUAUGAGGACACGAUUGAGAAAAUGCUCCCUAAGACAUAUCUGCGCAAACAUGUGGCUCAUGAAGUGUUUGUUGUCAUGGCCCACUUCAGAGCACUUGUGCCCACCAUGGAUAAAUACAUGUACAAUGACGGAACCGCAAAGAACUUGAUGAGUCUGACUGGAACCCUUCCUGUUGUGUUUAAAGACCAGACCUACCACAUGCCAAUAUGCCUGUGGCUUGAGGAAAGCUACCCUCAGACUGCUCCCAUCUGCUACGUCAGGCCCACACGUCAGAUGAUGAUCGUCAGAGGGAAGCACGUCUCCAGCAGUGGCAGGGUUCACCUGCCUUACCUGGACGAGUGGAAGAAUGACAAGUGUGACCUAGUUAGUCUUCUGCAAGUGAUGGCUGUGAUGUUCGGAGACUUUCCUCCACUGUGUAUGCGGCCUCAUUCAGAGCCUGAACAGGCCUCAUGUCGGCUACAGUUCCACAGACAAGUCGAGGUGCUUUCACGGACAGAUGGAAGUUUCUACAUGUCUCUAACCAGAGAAGAUGGUCAACCUUUCCAGCAGAAUAAUGAAACCAACUGUUAGUCUUUAAUGUAAAGUGACAGUUAAAGUUUCUGUCAAAACAGUUUUGGUAUUUGUUGUUAAAUGUUUUAUCCCAUGUACGAUGUCAGAUGGUAUCCAUUUAUUGUUAUACAGUAUUUCAUGUCUCUUUUUUCAGUUGAGUGGUAUUAUAAAUGUCAAAAACCAUUGACUGUGUUUUGUGGCAAUGUUUGGCACAUUUACAAAAGGUAUUUCAAAAUGUUUUUUUCUUUGGUAUUUGUGUACCAAGG
Solea senegalensis (Senegalese sole) is the source of this 944-nucleotide messenger RNA. RefSeq lists its product as uncharacterized. The transcript has 6 exons. Bases 121 to 699 code for a protein of 192 amino acids. Gene Ontology annotation, biological process: endosome to lysosome transport; protein modification process; protein transport. The record is from RefSeq and is a predicted model, not a curated record. NCBI's taxonomy places the organism in Eukaryota, Metazoa, Chordata, Actinopteri, Pleuronectiformes, Soleidae. Gene Ontology annotation, molecular function: ubiquitin binding. Gene Ontology annotation, cellular component: ESCRT I complex.